AUGUCCGGUUCUGCCCCUGCUGCUGCCAAGGACAUCAAGUCCGUGCUUGAGAACAAGCCUCUCAAGUUCAAGUUCAAGACUGGAGGUGCAUCAUACGUCGCUCAACUCCACACCGAUCGCUCAUCAUAUGAGCGCGUCAAAUCGACUCGGACCAGCUCCGCCGAUUCCAUCAACUCGGCCUCGACAUCUGGGUCCAAGUAA
This is a messenger RNA of Diaporthe amygdali, 201 nucleotides long. RefSeq lists its product as uncharacterized. Bases 1 to 201 code for a protein of 66 amino acids. The transcript is spliced from 2 exons. NCBI's taxonomy places the organism in Eukaryota, Fungi, Ascomycota, Sordariomycetes, Diaporthales, Diaporthaceae. The record is from RefSeq and is a predicted model, not a curated record.